AUGUCGCCGGAAGAGAAAGAGCGCGGAAAUCACGACUCCUCCGCCGAGACUCCUCCGCCGAUUCAAGCACCAUGGGCGCGGCUGACCGAAUCCCUCGAGCCUAACCCUACGCAGUCCCAGCCCGCGGAUGAACUCGACACGGAAAUCAGCGAGGCCCAGGCGCAGCUCGCAAACCUCAUACAGCAGCGACGGCUCAUUGAGCUCCAGCAGCAGGUCUCUGAUGAGCAGGUAGCGCUUGAGGUGGCCCGGAAACGGCUCGCGGCCACCUCCAGCAAAGAUCGCUCGCCCACUGUCAGUCCUGCUGUGAACGACUCCGUCAAUAGACAAGACAGGGUACUUGUUACGCCGAUGCAAAACGGGUAUAGCAAAGCUGGUAUUAUCCAAGCUCCAAACACUGCUCUUAUUGCACCAUCUGAGCAGACUGUCAGUCCCGAUCUCCGUACGCCCCAGCCUAAUCCUUCACCCGUUGAACCUGAGAAUACCGCCUUGAGUGGCCCCACGAAUCCAAAUUUGAAAAUAUUAGGGGAAUCUGCUACAGCUAAAAAAUCGGCCCCCGCCAAUUCAAACAACCAAACUUUACCAGUCCCGAACAUACCAGUGUACCAUGGGCACUCUCUCGGGGAAUUCAAAAAUUACGCCAGGCGCCUGGAACAUCACUUUGACAGAUAUUCAAGCUGGUACAUUACCGACGAGCGCAAAGUCACCCGGACCCUAAAACACGUUGCCUUUGAUCUACAGAAUGAGUGGAAGCGACAGAUACGCAACAUGCCCAGUGAGCAGGUUACAUUUGGUAGUCUUUGCACUUUUCUUAUUUACCAGCUCCAAAAUGGAGUCUAUCCGGAGGUGGCCGAGGCGCGCUACAUGGAUAGCUACCAACGCCCAUUCCAGUCUGUUACUGAUUUCUCCAAUUGGAUACAGCAGUGGGAGCCACAUUUCCACAAUAAUUUGUCAGAGUGUGACCGCAUGCGCCAUCUUUUCGAGCAUCUGUCGAAUAAGGUCCGCGAAGAGGCUGACAAAAUCUACCUGGACUUCACCCAUUAUUAUGAUUUCGUCGUCUACCUGCAAAGGAUCGAGGACUCUAUUGAUAAACGUGCCGGACCACUGCGCAAGAAGUUUAGCAACCCCAGGAAGCGGCCUCACACCGGCAACUGA
Penicillium samsonianum is the source of this 1152-nucleotide messenger RNA. RefSeq lists its product as uncharacterized. NCBI's taxonomy places the organism in Eukaryota, Fungi, Ascomycota, Eurotiomycetes, Eurotiales, Aspergillaceae. The record is from RefSeq and is a predicted model, not a curated record. The transcript has a single exon. The coding region runs from base 1 to 1152 and encodes 383 amino acids.